This is a messenger RNA of Anopheles stephensi (Asian malaria mosquito), 2062 nucleotides long. RefSeq names its product cytochrome P450 4c3-like. Gene Ontology annotation, molecular function: heme binding; oxidoreductase activity, acting on paired donors, with incorporation or reduction of molecular oxygen; iron ion binding. The coding region runs from base 295 to 1884 and encodes 529 amino acids. The transcript has 5 exons. Lineage: Eukaryota; Metazoa; Arthropoda; Insecta; Diptera; Culicidae. The record is from RefSeq and is a predicted model, not a curated record.
CGCGCAGCAUCGGUGUAGGCAUUCGGUGGGCUGCCUGCCGCACGAGAUGUCAAUAUAAAGGCAACCAUACGAUGCUGCGCACCGUUUAGUACAAUUAAGUCCGUGAGCUGGUGUGGUGAACUGUAGUCGGGAUCGUGCAAAAUUCGAACGGUGUGUGAAUCGACCCUUCUAGUGCCUAGGGAAGUGCGUACUUUGAUCUAGUAGUUCGAGAUCGGCUCAACGGUCAACCGUCAGUUUAAACAACACAAUUACUUCAAAGACCAGUUGCAAACCAACCCAUCGCCUGCUGUCGUGAUGAGUUCGAUUUUGUGGUCCGAUUUGCUGCCCAAAGCACUGCAGCUACUAUCGCCGACUGCUUGGAUAGUGAUGCUGGGCGUAGUGGCUUCCGGUGUGAUUUUUCACCGGCAGCGUGCAGAGAUAGUGAAGCACAUCAAUCGCAUUCCCGGCCCCCCGGCUCUGCCAUUGCUGGGCAACAGUUUGCAAUGGUUGGUUGAUCGCGACGAAAUGUUUAGUACGAUCAAUGGAGCGCGAGUGCUGUAUGGACGCCGGCAAGGAUUUAACCGUGUCUGGGCCGGACUGAAACCGUACGUGCUGAUCUCGAAGGCAACGGCCGCUGAGAAAAUUCUUUCCAGCUCCAAGAACAUUGAGAAGGGACGCGAUUACGAUCUGCUGAAACCGUGGAUCGGUACGGGGUUGCUGACGAGCCACGCUGCCAAAUGGCACCAGCGUCGGAAGAUGCUAACACCGACCUUUCACUUCAAGAUACUGACCAACUUUGUCGAGGUGUUUAACAAACAGAGCUUCGUGCUCGUACGGCAGCUGGAGAAGCAGCUCAACAACAGCGAGGGAUUCGAUUGCACCAUCUAUGCGACGCUGACCUCGCUAGACAUUAUCUGCGAGACGGCCAUGGGGUAUCCUAUCCACGCGUUGGAAAAGUCUGACUCCGAAUACGUGAAGGCGCACGAGAAAAUUUCCGAAAUCAUCCUCGAACGCUUGCAGAAGUUCUGGUUGCGUCCGGAUAUUAUUUUCCGAUUUACCAAAGCCCACAGUGAGCAUGAGCAUUGCUUGAAGGUGCUGCACGACUUUGCCUACAGCAUGAUCCGCAAACGGCGUGAAAUGUACCGGCAGCGAAAGCAGGCAAUGUCAUUCGAAUCUGAAUCGUCCACGGAAACAGACAUCGAUGGUUCGACUGGCCAACGUAAGCAGCUCGCUUUCUUGGACCUGUUGCUAGAGCUGUCGGAAGAAGGAAAGAUGCUGUCCGAUGCCGAUAUUCGUGAGGAAGUGGACACGUUCAUUUUGGGCGGACACGAUACGACAGCGACGGCGUUAUCCUGGAUUCUAUACCUGCUAGGCACGGAACCAGCCGUACAGGAGCGCGUCUUCCAGGAAAUCGACGGCAUCAUGGGCGGCGAUAAGGAACGCUAUCCAACGAUGGCAGAGCUCGGUGAGAUGCGAUAUUUGGAGUGCUGUCUGAAGGAAAGCCUGCGACUCUUCCCAAGCAUACCGAUGCUAUCGCGUACCCUUGCCACAAGCGUAGACAUCGAGGGACACCACAUUCCGAGCGGAACGAAUGCCGUCAUCAUGCUCUACCAGCUGCAUCGCGAUCCGCAGUACUUUCCCAACCCGGAGAAAUUUAAUCCGGAUCGCUUCUUGCCCGACAACAGCACCAACCGUCACCCGUACUCGUACAUCCCGUUCAGCGCUGGUCCGCGAAACUGCAUCGGGCAGAAGUUUGGUGCGCUGGAGGAGAAGGCGGUCAUAUCGGCGGUGGUAAGGAACUACAGAAUCGAAGCAGUCCAACGUCGCGAGGAUCUGAUACUGUACGGUGAUUUGGUAAUGCGUACCAAAGGAGGUUUAAAGAUUCGUAUCCAAAGAAGAGUGUAGUGUGUGCGUGUAAGGUAGUUCGUUUGUAAGUGUGCAACACAAAGUUUCAGGUAACGUAACUGUCCGCAUAGGCGUCAAGCCGUCAUAAUGAAAAUAUAAGAAAAUAUUAAUAAAUGUCCGCAUUAACCUUUAUAUAAGUCAUGUAUGGAGUUUACUAAUAAAGCCAAACAAAGCAAUA